AUGGCGAAGGCGACGGCCAGCGCCGUGGGGCUGCGGUUGCUGCUUCUGCUGCUGCCCCUGCUCGGCGAAGCCCCGCUGGGACUCUACUUCUCCAGGGACGCUUACUGGGAGAAGCUAUACGUGGACCAGCCGGCCGGCACGCCCCUGCUCUAUGUCCACGCCCUGCAGGACGUGCCGGAGGAGAUGCCCAGCUUCCGCCUGGGCCAGCACCUCUACGGCGCCUACCGCACGCGGCUGCACGAGAACGACUGGGUCCGCAUCCAGGAGGACACGGGGCUUCUCUACCUUAACCAGAGCCUGGACCACAGCUCCUGGGAGAAGCUCAACAUCCGCAACGGCGGCUUCCCGCUGCUUACCAUCUAUCUGCGGGUCUUCCUGUCACCCACAUCCCUUCGUGAGGGCGAGUGCCAGUGGCCAGGCUGUGCCCGAGUGUACUUCUCCAUCAUCAAUGCCUCCUUCCCGGCUUGCGGUGCCCUCAAACCCCGGGAGCUCUGCUUCCCCGAGUCAGGCCUGUCCUUCCGCAUCCGGGAGAACAGGCCCCCUGGCACCUUCCACCAGUUCCGCCUGCUGCCCGUGCAGUUCCUCUGCCCCAACGUCAGCGUGGCCUACAGGCUCCUGGGAGGUGAGAGUCUGCCUUUCCGCUGCGAUCCGGACAGCCUGGAGGUGAGCACGCGCUGGGCCCUGGACCGUGAGCAGCGGGAGAAGUAUGAGCUGGUGGCCGCGUGCACGGUUCGCAUGGGCAUGCGCGAGGAGGAGGUGAUGGUGCCCUUCCCUGUGACCGUGUACGACGAGGACGACUCUGCGCCCACCUUCCUCGGGGGCGUCGACAGUGCCAGCGCGGUGGUGGAGUUCAAGCGGAAGGAGGGCACAGUGGUAGCCAUGUUACGGGUCUUUGAUGCAGACGUGGUGCCAGCCUCCGGGGAGCUCCUGAGACGGUACACGAACACGCUGCUCUCUGGGGAUGCCAAGGCCCUCCGGACCUUCCGAGUGGAGCACAUGCCCAAUGAGACCUUGGCCCAGGUCAACGGCAGCUUUGUGCGGGCAACCGUGCAUGACUACAGGCUGGUUCUCAACCGGAGCCUCCCCAUCUCGGAGAGCUGGGCUGUGCAGCUGGCCGUGCUGGUCAACGACUCAGACUUCCAGGGCCCAGGGGAGGGUGUCGUCCUCCUCCACUUCAAUGUGUCCGUGCUGCCUGUCAGCCUGCGCCUGCCCAGUGCCUACUCCUUCUCGGUGAGCCGGCGGGCCCACCGCUUUGCCCAGAUCGGGAAAGUCUGCGUGGAAAACUGCCAGGAGUUCAGCGGCAUCCAAGUGCAGUACAGGCUGCAGCCCUCCAGCGCCAACUGCAGCGCCCUGGGGAUGGUCACCUCGGCUGAGGACAGCUCGGGGACCCUGUUCGUGAAUGACACGGAGGCCUUGCAGCGGCCUGAGUGUUCCCAGCUCCAGUACACAGUGGUGGCCACCGAGAAACCAACCCGCCAGCAAGCCCAGGCCCUGCUGCUCGUUACCGUGGAAGGGAUGUACAUGCUGGAGGAGCCUGGCUGCCCCCUGUCCUGCGCGGUCAGCAAGAGGCAGCCCGAAUGUGAGGAGUGCGGUGGCCUGGGCUCUCUGACGGGCAGGUGCGAGUGGAGACAGGGAGAUGGCAAAGGGAUAACCAGGAACUUCUCCACCUGCUCCCCCAGCAUCAGGACCUGCCCCGAUGGCCACUGUGACGCCGUGGAGAGCAGAGACCCCAACAUCUGCCCCCAGGAUUGCCUCCGGGGCGGCAGCAUCAUUGGUGGGCACGAACCUGGGGAGCGCCGGGGGAUUAAAGCUGGCUUCGGUAUCUGCAACUGCUUCCCUGAGGAGAAGAAGUGCUUCUGCGAGCCGGAGGAUAGCCAAGACGCCCUGUGUGAUGACCUCUGCCGCACAGUGAUCACGGCAGCCGUGCUCUUCUCCUUCAUUGUAUCUGUGCUGCUGUCCACCUUCUGCAUCCACCGCUACCACAAGAAUGCCCACAAGCCGCCCAUUGCCUCGGCUGAGAUGACCUUCCGUCGACCCGCCCAAGCUUUCCCUGUCAGCUACUCCUCGUCUGGCGCCCGCCGGCCCUCUCUGGACUCCAUGGAGAACCAGGUCUCGGUGGACACCUUCAAGAUCCCGGAGGAUCCCAAGUGGGAAUUCCCACGGAAGAACUUGGUGCUUGGAAAAACUCUGGGAGAAGGCGAAUUUGGAAAAGUGGUCAAGGCCACAGCCUUUCGGCUGAAAGGCAAAGCAGGGUACACGACUGUGGCUGUGAAGAUGCUGAAAGAGAAUGCCUCCCCAAGCGAGCUGCGGGACCUGCUAUCAGAGUUCAACCUCCUGAAGCAGGUCAACCACCCGCAAGUCAUCAAGCUGUAUGGGGCCUGCAGCCAGGAUGGGCCACUGCUCCUCAUCGUGGAGUAUGCCAAGUACGGCUCCCUGCGGGGCUUCCUCCGAGAGAGCCGCAAGGCCGGACCUGGCUACGUGGGCAGCGGGGGCAGCCGCAACUCCAGUUACCUGGACAACCUGGAGGAGCGGGCCCUGACCAUGGGCGACCUCAUCUCCUUUGCCUGGCAGAUCUCACGAGGGAUGCAGUACCUGGCUGAGAUGAAGCUCGUCCAUCGGGACUUGGCAGCCAGAAACGUCCUGGUAGCCGAGGGCCGCAGGAUGAAGAUCUCGGAUUUUGGUCUGUCCCGAGAUGUUUAUGAAGAGGAUUCCUACGUGAAGAGGAGCAAGGGUCGGAUCCCAGUCAAGUGGAUGGCCAUUGAGUCCCUCUUUGAUCAUAUCUACACCACCCAGAGUGAUGUGUGGUCCUUUGGUGUCCUGCUGUGGGAGAUUGUGACCCUGGGCGGCAACCCCUACCCUGGGAUUCCUCCAGAGCGGCUCUUCAACCUUCUGAAGACAGGCUACCGGAUGGAGAGGCCAGACAACUGCAGCGAGGAGAUGUACAGUCUAAUGCUGCAGUGCUGGAAGCAGGAACCAGACAAGAGGCCAGUGUUUGCCGACAUCAGCAAAGACCUGGAUAAGAUGAUGGUUAAGAGCAGAGAUUACUUGGACCUGGCCGCGUCCACCCCAUCCGACUCCCUGCUGUAUGACGACGGCCUGUCGGAGGAGGAGACACCCCUGGUGGACUGUAAUAAUGCUCCCCUCCCUCGCACCCUCCCCUCCACGUGGAUUGAAAACAAACUCUAUGGCAUGUCAGACCCGAACUGGCCUGAAGAGAGUCCUGUACCACUCACGAGAGCCGCUGGCACCAACAUUGGGUGUCCGAGAUAUGCAAAUGAUAGUGUAUAUGCUAACUGGAUGGUUUCACCCUCAGCGGCACAAUUAAUGGACGCGUUUGAUAGUUAA
This is a messenger RNA of Rangifer tarandus platyrhynchus (Svalbard reindeer), 3345 nucleotides long. NCBI's taxonomy places the organism in Eukaryota, Metazoa, Chordata, Mammalia, Artiodactyla, Cervidae. The record is from the annotation of a GenBank genome assembly.